Messenger RNA from Aspergillus welwitschiae, 900 nucleotides. Its product is annotated as aromatic alcohol reductase. The record is from RefSeq and is a predicted model, not a curated record. The transcript has 2 exons. Lineage: Eukaryota; Fungi; Ascomycota; Eurotiomycetes; Eurotiales; Aspergillaceae. Gene Ontology annotation, molecular function: oxidoreductase activity. Bases 1 to 900 code for a protein of 299 amino acids.
AUGCCUAAAAUUGAAACUGUUGCUAUCGCUGGUGCAUCUGGCACCCUGGGACCCCACGUGUUCCAGGCACUUGUCAAUGCAGGCUUUCGGGUCUCGAUUCUCACUCGUUCUAACAAGCCGGGAGCAUAUGCUUCGAACAUCAACGUCUUCGAGGUUGACUUCAAUUCAGUGGAGUCGUUAACCUCUGCACUUAAAGGUGUGGACGCUGUCGUAUCCACUGUGGGUGGUGCAGCAGUCGACAAUCAAACUGUGCUUAUCGACGCCGCCAUUGCCGCAGGAGUGAAGCGUUUCAUUCCGUCCGAAUUUGGCAAUGUGACCACCAAUCCAAAGGUCGAAAAAUUUCCAGUUUAUAGCUCCGUGUUUAAGAUCCGGAACUAUCUCCAGGAAAAGGCAGCAGCCGGACAGUUGUCAUGGACAGUCCUUGCAUGCGGCGCCUUCUUAGACCUCGUUUUGAACACUCCAACUUUGCUGGACUUUCAGAACCACACUGUGACUAUUCUCGACGAAGGCGACAAUCGGAUCAGUUCUACCAGCUUGCCCGCGGUGGGGAGAGCUAUAGCUGCAAUCCUGCAAAACUUUGACGCCACGGAGAACAGAGUCAUGCAUGUAUCAGAGGCAAUUUCGACUCAGAACCAGCUGAUUGGGUUCGCAAAGGAGAUUCGGCCUGAUAUCGAGUGGAGCAUUAGCAAAGAGCAAUCAAGCCUGCUUUUGCAGGAGAGUCUGGAAGAAUUUGGUGCCGGUGACUUCAGUGUGCCUACCUUCAUGAAACUUCUGAAAGGUACCGCUCUCGCCGGUGAUACUUAUGGUGCCGCAUUUGAUGUUACGGAUAACGAGUUGCUUGGUAUCAAAGAAUUGGCACCAGCAGACCUGAAGAAACUUAUCGCCGAGAAGCUCGCCUAA